Molecule: messenger RNA, 3595 nt
Organism: Rattus norvegicus (Norway rat)
Lineage: Eukaryota; Metazoa; Chordata; Mammalia; Rodentia; Muridae
Source: RefSeq, a predicted model, not a curated record
GGGCACUCGGCCUCGCGCCGCCCCCAGCCCCUCUCCCCACCCUGCUGCCCGCUGCUCUGCGCCCGCGGCUCAGAGCGCCUGCCAGCCAUGACCGGAGCGCCUGCCCUAGCCCUGCUGCUGCUGGGGCAGCUCCUGACGGCCACCUCCGCGCAGAAAGUGGGACCUCGAGGCCCCCCUGGUCCCCAAGGGCCUCCUGGAAAACCCGGCAAGGAUGGCAUCGAUGGAGAAGCUGGCCCUCCAGGUCUGCCUGGCCCUCCAGGACCCAAAGGGACCUCAGGGAAGCCGGGGAAGCCGGGAGAGGCAGGACUGCCAGGACUGCCUGGUGUAGAUGGUCUGACAGGGAGAGAUGGACCCGCAGGACCCAAAGGUGCCCCGGGAGAACGGGGAAGUCUAGGACCUCCAGGGCCACCAGGACUUGGAGGCAAAGGCCUCCCUGGACCUCCUGGAGAGGCAGGAGUGAGUGGCCUCCCAGGUGGGAUUGGUCUACGUGGCCCCCCGGGACCCUCUGGACUUCCAGGCCUGCCUGGCCCCCCAGGACCUCCUGGACCUCCUGGAAACCCUGGAGUCCUCCCUGAAGGUGCUACUGAUCUGCAGUGUCCUGCCAUCUGCCCUCCAGGCCCUCCAGGGCCCCCAGGAAUGCCGGGGUUCAAGGGGCCUACUGGCUACAAAGGGGAACAAGGAGAAGUCGGCAAAGAUGGUGAGAAGGGUAAUCCUGGCCCCCCUGGACCUCCAGGAAUCCCAGGCACUGUGGGGCUACAGGGCCCAAGAGGAUUGCAAGGACUUCCAGGGCCACUUGGACCCCCUGGGGACCGGGGUCCCAUUGGGUUUCGGGGCCCCCCAGGGAUCCCAGGAGCACCUGGGAAAGCGGGUGACAGGGGUGAUAGGGGACCAGAAGGGUUCCGUGGCCCUAAGGGUGACCUGGGCAGGCCUGGUCCCAAAGGAAUCCCUGGAGUGGCUGGGCCAGGCGGAGAACCAGGCAUGCCAGGCAAGGAUGGCAAGGACGGUGUGCCGGGACUUGACGGUGAGAAGGGAGAGGCUGGUCGCACUGGUGCCCCAGGAGAAAAAGGCCCCAAUGGGCUGCCGGGGCUCCCUGGACGAGCAGGGUCCAAAGGCGAGAAGGGAGAAGUGGGUAGAACUGGGGAGCUGGGCGAGGCUGGCCCCUCUGGAGAACCAGGUAUUCCUGGAGACGUUGGUGUUCCGGGGGAGCGUGGCGAGGCUGGUCACAGGGGCUCAGUGGGGGCCCUCGGCCCACAAGGUCCUCCUGGGGCUCCUGGCAUUCGUGGCUUCCAGGGCCAAAAAGGCAGCAUAGGAGACCCUGGCCUUCCAGGCCCCCAAGGCCUACGGGGAGAUGUGGGUGACCGGGGUCCAGGAGGUGCCACAGGUCCUAAGGGAGACCAGGGCAUCGCGGGUUCUGAUGGUCUUCCAGGGGACAAAGGAGAGCUGGGUCCUAAUGGCCCCGUUGGACAAAAAGGAGAGUCCGGCAGCCGAGGGGAACUGGGCCCCAAAGGCAUCCAGGGCCCCAAUGGUACCAGUGGGGUCCAGGGUGUGCCUGGUCCCCCAGGUCCACUGGGCUUCCAAGGCGUGCAGGGUGUCCCAGGCAUCACGGGGAAACCUGGAGUUCCGGGCAAGGAAGCCAGUGAACAACGCAUCAGGGAGCUGUGUGGGGGGAUGAUCAGUGAGCAAAUUGCACAGCUGGCUGCACACCUGAGGAAGCCCUUAGCACCAGGCUCCAUUGGCAGGCCUGGUCCAGCUGGCCCCCCAGGCCCUCCAGGCCCCCCAGGCUCCAUUGGCCACCCUGGCGCUCGGGGUCCUCCUGGAUACCGUGGUCCCACUGGGGAACUAGGAGAUCCUGGACCAAGAGCUACUGGUGCAAGCUGUGGACAGUCUGCUGAAAGACCGCUGGGGCAUCCAUCAGACACAACCUGGGGGUUGUGAUGGCCUACUGGGUGAACCGAUGGGCACCAACCUUUUCCAAAGCCUGUUGGAAUUCAUGCAACUUCUCAAGCUUCAUGUUGCCCCAGAGACAAGGUUGAAGCCCCUGAUUCCACCCUGUUCGGAUGGAUUAGCCAAUAGCUUCCUGCUUCCCAAAAGCAGCUUUAAGGGAAAAAAAAUCUGUAUGGGAAGUGAUUCUCUGAGUCCCUCAUCCUCUUCAAGGUUAAACUUAAAAACUCUGGUAUGCAAAUGGGCUUGGUAUAAUUUGCACAUCAUUUUCACCCGUUUUUAAAAUCCUUAGAGAUUAAGGAAUUUCAACACUAGAGAGCAAACUGGAGAAUUCAUCUUGUCUCAGUGUAGUGUCUGUCCCAAGUCUACUUUCCAAUGACUGUUUUCUCUGCCACUCCUCCAGAGUAUGGCCUCCGUAGGCAACCUGUGCCAUCUGGUGUCAUGUGAGUGACUGCCAUUUCGAAAAAUGUGUAGGAUUUCCAAAUGGGCAUUUGAAUCCUUGUAGGCUAAAAAUAAAACUUAGAGCCUCAUGUGCUGGUAUAGAUCCUCCGAGGAAACCAGUGUGACAGUAAAGGCCAUGGUCGGGACUAAGGAUCCAGGGAGCCGGCUGGGAUGGCCAUGCAAGCCUGCUUUCUGUUUGAAGGUGGGCAUUGCCACACUCACACUCACUGUCCAGUCUGUGUGAGGCGCUGGGGCCUUUGUUUUCAAGUGUGUAUCAGGAUGCCGAGAGCCCACUGUGGAGAAUGGAUGUGUAAAUUAGACCUUUUCAAACACCAAGCAGUAUGGUCACUGCUGUACCAAGAUCCCCUUGGAAGCACAGUGUAGAAUUGAGACCCACCCCACGGAACCAUUGAGCUGUCAGGCAUUAAAGCUCACACACUGGGGCAGCCUCUCCAGGCAAUAGCACCACUCCUAACAGCAGCAGAAAACAGUAGCAACAAAGUAGCAACCGCCUUAAGACUCGAACCACGACCACACCUGCAUGUGCUGCUGUCCUAGAACUCAGAGAUGCCAGAAAACCACCCCAGCUGUGUCUCACUGGAGGUUGUUAGCUUUUUGCCUUUGCUGUUCUUAAGGUGCUGGAAUUUAAGAUGGGGCCUCAUGCAUACUAGACGGGUGCUUUAUCAUGGAGCAGUAGCCCCAGACCCUUGUAACCAUAACUAGACCAAAACACAGGUGAUGGAAUUAAACACUUAGGGGAUAUUUAAAAACACUGUAGCCCACGAUGUGAUCCCAGCACUUGAAGGACUGAGGCAGGAGGAUCACUGAGUUGGAAGUCAGCAUGAGCUGCAUAAUGAGCUACAGGCCUGGACCACAGACUGAGAGUUUUAUCUAAAAAAAAAAAUAAUAAUAAAGCAUUCUUUGAUAAGCCAUGGGUCCAAACUCAUCUUGAAAACAUGUAUACCAUGUAAUGUGAUUGUUUCAGAGGCAUAAAUAGUUUCAACAAUACUAAAAUUCCACCAGUGAUUUUGGAGGUCAGGGUGGUAUCGGCUAAUGUGUUGGGGAUGUAGGCGGGCUAACUCUGGUCAGACUUCCACUAAGCUGCAUUUUGGUGAACAGCCUCACUUCAGGAAAUGCUUACAAGAGCAGCAAGCUCUGUGGAAAUGAGAUGGGAAAUGCCAGCGCUGUGGGCGGCCAUCUGCUCUAACCUGCC